Molecule: messenger RNA, 3881 nt
Organism: Megalobrama amblycephala (Wuchang bream)
Lineage: Eukaryota; Metazoa; Chordata; Actinopteri; Cypriniformes; Xenocyprididae
Gene: polr3b
Product: polymerase (RNA) III (DNA directed) polypeptide B
Biological process (GO): DNA-templated transcription
Cellular component (GO): RNA polymerase III complex
Molecular function (GO): DNA binding; ribonucleoside binding; DNA-directed RNA polymerase activity
Source: RefSeq, a predicted model, not a curated record
GGUCUGAUUUUCAUGUUACACCUCACACUUUCACGUGUAGCGCAAACUUCCGUUCACAGUGUUUUUGCAGAGUGACUGCGGCAUGUAUGAUGGUUUCCCAACUUAUAUUAUAUUAACCGAGUUCAUUGCCAUCUAAUCUAACAGCAGAAAUGCUGCAAGAGGAGUUUGGGGAGAUGACUCCCCAGCAGCUCGCUGCUCCCGUCCAUACUGUGGAGGAAAAGUGGAAGCUGCUUCCAGCCUUUUUGAAGGUUAAGGGCUUAGUAAAGCAGCACAUUGAUUCCUUCAAUUACUUCAUCAAUGUGGAGAUAAAAAAGAUCAUGAAGGCGAACGAGAAGAUCACGAGUGAUGCUGACCCAAUGUGGUAUCUGAAAUAUCUCAAUAUCUACGUUGGCAUGCCUGAUGUAGAAGAAAGUUUCAAUGUAACCAGACCAGUGGCACCACAUGAGUGUCGUCUGCGAGAUAUGACAUACUCAGCCCCUAUCACUGUGGAUAUAGAGUACACCCGAGGCAGCCAGAGAAUCAUUCGAAAUGCUCUCCCAAUUGGAAGGAUGCCAAUAAUGUUGCGAAGCUCCAACUGUGUCUUGACAGGAAAGACCCCAAUGGAGUUCUCUAAGCUCAAUGAAUGUCCCCUGGAUCCAGGUGGUUAUUUUAUUGUGAAAGGGCAAGAAAAGGUCAUUCUCAUUCAGGAACAGUUGUCCAAGAACCGCAUCAUUGUGGAGCAAGAUCGCAAAGGUGCUGUGGGAGCAUCGGUCACCAGCUCUACACAUGAGAAAAAAAGCAGAACCAACAUGAUUGUGAAACAGGGCCGCUUUUACCUAAAGCACAACACCCUCUCUGAAGAUGCACCUAUCGCUAUCAUCUUUAAGGCCAUGGGAGUGGAGAGUGAUCAGGAGAUAGUUCAGAUGAUUGGCACGGAGGAACAUGUCAUGGCUGCAUUUGCUCCCAGUUUGGAAGAGUGUCAAAAGGCCCAAAUAUUCACCCAAACUCAGGCUCUAAAAUACAUUGGUAAUAAGGUGAGGCGUCAGCGCAUGUGGGGCGGCCCUAAGAAAACCAAGAUGGAAGAAGCCAGAGAGCUGUUGGCCUCUACCAUCCUCACCCAUGUUCCUGUAAAGGAGUUUAACUUUCGAGCUAAGUGUAUCUACCUCGCUGUGAUGGUACGCAGAGUGAUUCUCGCUCAAGGGGACAACAAGGUGGACGAUCGAGAUUACUAUGGAAACAAACGUCUUGAGUUGGCUGGUCAGCUCCUGUCCCUGCUGUUUGAAGAUCUGUUCAAGAAGUUUAACUCAGAACUGAAGAAGAUCGCCGACCAGAUCAUCCCCAAGCAGAGAGCAGCUCAGUUUGACGUGGUGAAGCAUAUGAGACAGGACCAGAUCACUAACGGCAUGGUUAACGCCAUCUCUACUGGUAACUGGUCUCUAAAGAGGUUUAAGAUGGACAGGCAGGGUGUGACUCAGGUUCUCUCCCGCCUCUCCUACAUCUCAGCCUUGGGCAUGAUGACCAGGAUCUCCUCUCAGUUUGAGAAAACCAGGAAGGUUAGCGGUCCCCGCUCCCUCCAGCCCUCUCAGUGGGGCAUGCUGUGCCCUUCAGACACACCUGAAGGAGAGGCUUGUGGUCUGGUGAAGAAUCUGGCUUUGAUGACCCAUAUCACCACUGACAUGGAGGACGGGCCUAUCAUCAAGCUGGCAUUCAACCUAGGAGUGGAGGAUGUCAACCUUCUAUGUGGAGAGGAGUUGUCCUACCCCACGGUCUUCCUCGUCUUCCUCAAUGGUAACAUUCUUGGAGUGAUCAGAGACCAUCAGAAGUUAGUCUACACUUUCAGACUAAUGCGAAGAGCUGGUUUUAUAAAUGAGUUUGUGUCCAUCUCAACCAACUUGACCGAUCGCUGUGUGUAUAUUUCUUCUGAUGGGGGCCGUUUGUGCAGACCCUACAUCAUUGUGAAGAAUGGACAGCCAGCUGUGAAGAACAAACACAUUGAGGAACUGUCUCAGGGCUACAGAACAUUUGAGGACUUUCUUCAUGAGAGUCUGGUGGAGUAUCUGGAUGUAAAUGAGGAGAAUGACUGUAACAUUGCUUUAUAUGAGCACAUGAUCAGCAAGGACACGACCCAUUUGGAGAUCGAGCCGUUUACGCUGCUGGGGGUCUGCGCUGGUUUGAUUCCUUACCCUCAUCAUAACCAGUCCCCCAGAAACACCUACCAGUGCGCUAUGGGCAAGCAGGCUAUGGGUACCAUUGGUUAUAACCAGAGGAACCGUAUAGACACCCUGAUGUACCUGCUGGCGUACCCACAGAAGCCCAUGGUGAAGACGAAAACCAUCGAGCUGAUUGACUUUGAGAAGCUGCCUGCAGGCCAGAACGCCACUGUGGCUGUAAUGAGCUACAGCGGGUAUGAUAUAGAAGAUGCCCUGGUGCUCAAUAAAGCAUCUCUUGACAGAGGCUUUGGUAGAUGUUUGGUAUACAAGAAUGCUAAGUGCACCUUGAGGCGGUACACUAACCAGACCUUUGAUAAGGUGAUGGGUCCAAUGCUGGAUGCCGAAACACGCAAGCCCAUUUGGAGACACAGCAUCCUAGACGCUGAUGGCAUCUGCUCGCCUGGUGAGAAGGUCGAGAACAAGCAGGUGCUGGUGAAUAAGUCCAUGCCCACUGUCACCCAAACUCCACUGGAGGGCAGCGCCCAGCCAGGCCAACCCCAAUACAGAGACGUGCCAGUCUCGUACAAAGGAUCAACAGACUCCUACAUUGAGAAGGUGAUGAUCUCCUCCAACGCAGAGGACGCCUUCUUGGUCAAGAUCCUGCUCAGGCAGACACGUAGACCAGAGAUCGGAGAUAAGUUCAGCAGUCGACAUGGGCAGAAAGGUGUGUGUGGACUGAUCGUUCCUCAAGAGGACAUGCCCUUCUGUGACUCGGGAAUCUGUCCUGAUAUCAUCAUGAACCCUCAUGGUUAUCCCUCCAGAAUGACUGUUGGGAAGCUGAUUGAGCUGUUGGCUGGGAAAGCCGGGGUGCUGGAUGGCCGUUUUCACUAUGGCACUGCUUUCGGGGGUAGUAAAGUGAAGGACGUUUGUGAGGAUCUGAUCCGCUAUGGAUACAAUUACCAGGGCAAGGAUUAUGUCACCUCAGGCAUCACAGGGGAACCUCUGGAAGCAUACAUCUACUUCGGUCCAGUCUAUUAUCAGAAACUGAAGCACAUGGUGCUGGAUAAAAUGCAUGCCAGAGCACGUGGUCCGAGAGCGGUACUUACUAGGCAGCCCACUGAGGGUCGUUCCAGGGAUGGUGGUCUCCGUCUGGGAGAGAUGGAAAGAGACUGUCUCAUUGGUUACGGAGCCAGCAUGCUGCUGCUUGAGCGGCUGAUGAUCUCCAGUGAUGCUUUUGAGGUGGACGUGUGUGGGCAGUGUGGCUUGCUGGGAUAUUCAGGAUGGUGUCAUUACUGCAAGUCUUCGUGUCAUGUGUCAUCUCUACGAAUUCCAUAUGCCUGCAAACUGCUCUAAGAAUUGCAGUCCAUGAACAUCAUCCCUCGCCUCAAACUGGCUCGCUACAAUGAGUGAAGGAGCGAUUACAGCACAGAGGUGCGAUACAGUAUUAUUAACGACUGCAUAAAACAAUGUUCAAGCCAUUGAAAGAUCAUUUCAUUUUUGUUAAACAUCUUAUAUCUUAUCAGUAAGAUAUGUUUAUAUAUAAAAAGAAGUGCCUGCUUGAAUUGUUUUUUUUUUUGUAUGUUUUUUUUUUUUUUUUCAACUUGUUGGGAAUUCAUUGAUAAUUGGCAUUUCUUUUAAUUUAUGUAUGUUUGCUGUCCUAAAUAUGUAGAUUUAUUUGUUUCAGUUUACCUUCAGAAUAAUAAGGUUUGUCUUACAAUAAACUAAUAAAUUGUAAAUGUAAAUUAUGAAAAA